Molecule: messenger RNA, 2332 nt
Organism: Engraulis encrasicolus (European anchovy)
Lineage: Eukaryota; Metazoa; Chordata; Actinopteri; Clupeiformes; Engraulidae
Gene: puf60b
Product: poly-U binding splicing factor b
Exons: 12
Coding region: 192-1787 (531 amino acids)
Biological process (GO): mRNA splice site recognition; alternative mRNA splicing, via spliceosome; regulation of alternative mRNA splicing, via spliceosome
Cellular component (GO): precatalytic spliceosome; catalytic step 2 spliceosome
Molecular function (GO): RNA binding
Source: RefSeq, a predicted model, not a curated record
AUACACCGAACGUGAAGAAGGACCAGUCUGCGGGUGCGGGGAACCCACGACAGUGUGCUUCAUGGCGGUAACACUGGAGAUUGCGAUAAUUGAGAAGAACCAGUGAGCUGCCUGUUGCAAGUCACAUCGCCGUUACUUGGCCUCCUGUCGCCCUGUGACUAGCGGCCUCCAAGAGAGGCAACACGCUAACGAUGGAGAAUGGACAGAGCACCGGCUCCAAGCUCGGGCUGCCGCCCCUCACACCAGAACAACAGGAGGCGUUGCAGAGGGCAAAGAAAUAUGCCAUGGAGCAGAGCAUUAAGAGUGUGCUGGUGAAACAGACCAUAGCCCAUCAGCAGCAGCAGCUCACCAAUCUGCAGAUGGCAGCAGUGACAAUGGGCUUUGGAGAUCCCCUCUCACCUUUGCAAUCGGUGGCAGCACAGCGGCAGCGGGCCCUGGCCAUCAUGUGUCGCGUCUACGUGGGCUCCAUCUACUAUGAGCUUGGCGAGGACACCAUCCGGCAAGCCUUCGCGCCCUUCGGGCCCAUCAAGAGCAUCGACAUGUCCUGGGACUCGGUCACCAUGAAACACAAGGGCUUUGCCUUUGUGGAGUACGAGAUCCCGGAGGCAGCUCAGCUCGCUCUGGAGCAGAUGAACUCAGUCAUGCUGGGGGGCCGCAAUAUCAAGGUGGGGCGGCCAAGUAACAUCGGCCAGGCGCAGCCCAUCAUUGACCAGCUGGCAGAGGAGGCACGCGCCUACAAUCGCAUCUACGUGGCGUCCGUACACCCGGACCUGUCGGACGACGACAUCAAGAGCGUUUUCGAGGCCUUCGGCAAAAUCAAGGGAUGCACGUUGGCGCGGGACCCCAACACCGGCCGCCAUAAGAGCUACGGCUUCAUCGAGUAUGAUAAACCCCAGUCGUCCCUGGAUGCCGUGUCGUCCAUGAACCUGUUUGACCUGGGCGGGCAGUACCUGCGGGUGGGCAAAGCUGUGACGCCGCCCAUGCCCCUCCUGACGCCCACCACCCCCGGAGGCCUGCCCCCCGCAGCCGCAGUUGCUGCCGCCGCCGCCACCGCCAAGAUCACGGCUCAGGAGGCCGUGGCUGGCUCCCUAGCCAGCCCAGCUCAGAUUCUUGGCCAGCAGAUGGGACUCCCGCAGGCUGUACUGGCAGCCCAGGCCCCUGGACUCAUCACAGGAGUGACCCCGGCACGGCCAGCCCUGCCCGUGGUGCCCCAGGUGGGGCUGGUGAACCCGGUGCUGGCAACGCCACCCGUCACGGCAGCAGCGGUCACCGCAGCGGCAGCAGUAGCCGCGGCGACGGCGGCCAACCUGCCGGCUAGCCUUGAGGCCAAGAAGGAGGCGGAUGACGCACGUGCUGGCGGCGACCAGGAGGACCAAUCGGAGCAGGAAAGGGCCAACCAGGAGAAUCUGGCCGACCAGGAGCACCUCAGCAUCUCGGGAAGCACGGCGCGACACAUGGUCAUGCAGAAGCUGCUUCGCAAGCAGGAGUCCAGCGUGAUGGUGCUGCGGAACAUGGUGGGCCCCGAGGACAUCGACGACGACCUGGAGGGCGAGGUGACGGAAGAAUGCGGCAAGUUCGGCGCCGUGAACCGGGUCAUCAUCUACCAGGAGCGGCAAGGCGAGGAGGAUGACGCUGAGAUCAUCGUCAAGAUCUUUGUGGAGUUCUCGGAAGCGUCGGAAAUGAACAAGGCCAUCCAAGCCCUUAACAACCGUUGGUUCGCUGGCCGCAAAGUCAUCGCGGAGGUGUACGAUCAGGAGCGGUUCAAUAACAGUGACCUUUCAGCAUAAUAAAACAAAUAAAAAAAAACUCUCAUAGGAAAACACAACAGAUGACAAGACGCAUACACAAACACACAGACGAUGGCCGCCGACAGCCCCAAAACUUCCUAUUACCCAUCAUCCUCCUCUUUCCAAGAUGGCCGUUGCUCAAACUCGCUCAGCCGACAUCACUGCUGCUAGAGAUUUGAGCCUCUUUUAAACGUGUAAUUAUUUUUUUAUUGAUGUUAAUAUUAUUAAUCCCUUUCACCGGGAUUGGCAAAGAAAAGAAUACGUGCGCCUCAUGGAUUUUUUUUCUUGUAAUGGUCACGUACCGUGAAGGUUUUUUUCUUUUUUUGUUUUUUGUUUUUUUAUGUUCCAGGGUUUUUUCUAAUUGAAAGUUGGUUUGCUCUCCCCCCUUUCACUUCCUGUCUAUUUUUUAAUUUUGCUUUUGUUUCAUGAAUGCCAGCAUUUUUACCCACUAGCAUUGUGUUUAGAGCUCAGCACACCAUGUACUGAGUACUUAGAACUAUUCGUUCAAGGUUUCCCAAAACAAUAAAUUCUCAACUGUGUAAAUA